AUGGUGCUCUGUCAAUGGUUUCCAUACUUGAUUGCACCUGUGCUCGAUACUAAACAGUACUCAAAGAGGCUCACUAGCUCAGGUGGAAUAUACUCCAGUGGGGUUUCAGCUCAAGACUCUGUUAGUAAAGGAGAUAAUGUUUCUGACAAUCUGGUUGCAACUGAAAACAAAAUGGUAAAUUAUCCUGACAAUAUGACAAGUAGUGAUGUAGUCGAGGAUCAAAAAGCUGAGAUGCGGCAGAACUUGACUGAACUUGAACGUAGUGUUCAAGCAACAGGGGACGAUGGUUUUGCUAAUGGGGGUACUACCAUUGAUUCUGUCGAAUGA
Prunus armeniaca (apricot) is the source of this 327-nucleotide messenger RNA. NCBI's taxonomy places the organism in Eukaryota, Viridiplantae, Streptophyta, Magnoliopsida, Rosales, Rosaceae. The record is from the annotation of a GenBank genome assembly.